Messenger RNA from Leguminivora glycinivorella, 14409 nucleotides. RefSeq names its product dynein heavy chain, cytoplasmic (gene Dhc64C). Gene Ontology annotation, biological process: microtubule-based movement. The transcript is spliced from 93 exons. NCBI's taxonomy places the organism in Eukaryota, Metazoa, Arthropoda, Insecta, Lepidoptera, Tortricidae. Gene Ontology annotation, molecular function: dynein intermediate chain binding; minus-end-directed microtubule motor activity; ATP hydrolysis activity. The record is from RefSeq and is a predicted model, not a curated record. Gene Ontology annotation, cellular component: dynein complex. Bases 90 to 13898 code for a protein of 4602 amino acids.
AGCUGCACGAAAGCAGAACAGCUGAAUAUAAAAUAUCGUGUAUUUAGUUUAAAUUAUUGAUUUUAAAGUAGAUUAUUAUUUAAGAAAUCAUGGGGGACUCCCUUGAAGGGAGCGAGAGUGCCCCAGAGGCGCAGAAUGUGGUCGUGGUCGACUUCCAAGACUUCGCAAAUUACCUGCGGCGAGCCGCAACGGUACUUUUGCCUGAAGACGACAUUGUACCACCGGCGCUGAAUGCCUCUCUCGAGGAUAAAGUGAACCAAGACUGCAUUAGGAAAUUCAUUUCCGACCCGCAAGUGUCUUCUUUGUACGUCCAACGGUUCUCCUCUAAAGAAGAUGACAAUGAGCAGCCCACAGAGGGGGAGGAAGAAAAAGAAGCUGUUACCUACCAGAUCAGUACGGAGGUACACUUCACCUCGCCCCGCGUGGCUGCCUUCGUCUGCAUCAAGAGAGGAGCAGUCAUUGAAGCUGAUAAGUCCAUUCACAGUCAGCUGCGUCUCAUCAACUUGUCCGAUGGCUCGCCAUACGAGACCCUGCAUGCUUUCAUCAGCAAGACCAUGGCUCCGUUCUUUAAGAGCUAUGUCAAAGAGAGUGGGAGAGCUGACAGGGAUGGAGACAAAAUGGCGCCAUCAGUUGAAAAGAAGAUAGCUGAGCUGGAAAUGGGCUUGCUGCACCUGCAGCAGAACAUCGACAUUCCAGAGAUCACCCUCCCAGUGCAUCCCCUUGUGGCUGCCGUCAUUAAAAGGGCGGCCGACGAAGGACGUAAGCCACGCGUGGCUGACUUCGGUGACAAAGUGGAAGACUCAACUUUCCUUAACCAACUUCAGAACGGCGUUAACCGCUGGAUUAAGGAAAUACAAAAGGUCACCAAGUUGGAUCGCGAUCCCUCCAACGGGACUGCACUGCAGGAGAUCUCAUUCUGGCUGAAUCUGGAAAGGGCCCUUCAUCGCAUUCAAGAGAAAAGAGAAAGCAUUGAGGUGGCUCUAACCCUGGAGAUCCUGAAAUACGGCAAGCGAUUCCACGCCACCGUGUCGUUUGACACAGACACCGGGCUUAAGCAGGCGCUAGCCACGGUGUCUGACUACAACCCGCUUAUGAAAGACUUCCCUAUCAAUGACCUGCUGAGUGCUACUGAGCUGGAGAGAAUCAGAUUGGCGGUGCAGCAGAUCUUCUCGCAUCUCCGCAAGAUUCGCUCCACGAAGUACCCCAUCCAGCGCGGAUUGAGGCUCGUCGAAGCUAUCUCUAGAGACCUCGGUCAACAACUCCUGAAGGUACUCGGUACGCGACGCCUCAUGCAUAUUCCCUUCGAGGAUUUCGAGCGAGUCAUGACACAGUGCUUCGAAGUUUUCUCUUGUUGGGACGACGAGUAUGAGAAACUGCAGGGUCUGUUACGUGAUAUUGUAAAGAAGAAGCGUGAUGAGCACCUAAAGAUGGUGUGGCGAGUCUCUCCCUCGCAUAAGCGGCUGCAGGCGCGCAUGGAGCAUAUGCGACGCUUCCGACGCCAUCACGAGCAAUUACGGACCGUCAUGCUGAGGGUACUCCGCCCCCGCGCUAACGUAGCCGCGGACCCCGCCGCAGGCGAGCCGGCGCAGCCCCUUUCCCUACCCAUGGACGCGGCCGACGCUAACGCCAUCGCCGAAGUCAACUUAGCCUAUGAGAAUGUUAAAGAAGUGGACUGUUUGGACAUUUCGAGAGAGGGUUGUGAUGCUUGGGAAGCCGCUGUUAGGCGAUACGAAGAUAGGAUCGAUCGUGUCGAGACCCGCAUCACGGCCCAUCUCCGCGAUCAGCUCGGAACAGCCAAGAACGCCAACGAAAUGUUCCGCAUCUUCUCUCGAUUCAACGCGUUGUUCGUGCGGCCACAUAUCCGAGGGGCGAUCAGGGAAUACCAGACCCAGCUCAUACAGAGAGUGAAGGAUGAUAUCGAGGCUUUGCACGAGAAAUUCAAGGUGCAAUAUCCUCAAUCGAAGUGCAGCCGCCUCUCUCUAGUGCGUGACUUGCCGCCUGUAGCCGGAUCCAUCAUCUGGGCCAAGCAGAUCGAUCACCAGCUGACUGCUUACUUGAAGAGAGUAGAGGAUGUCUUGGGUAAGGGAUGGGAAAACCACAUUGAAGGGCAGAAACUGAAAGCCGAUGGCGACAGCUUCCGUCUUAAAUUGGACACCCAAGAAGUUUUCGAUGACUGGGCUCGUAAGGUGCAACAACGCAACCUUGGUGUAUCCGGACGCAUCUUCGCGAUCGAAUCAGUCCGCGCACGCUCGUCCAAGACUGGCACCAUCCUGAAACUCAAGGUCAACUUCCUGCCCGAAAUCAUCACGCUCUACAAGGAAGUGCGCAACUUGAAGAACUUGGGAUUCAGAGUGCCUUUAGCUAUCGUCAACAAGGCUCACCAAGCGAACCAACUUUAUCCAUUCGCUAUAUCCCUUAUCGAGAGCGUGCGUACUUAUGAACGCACCCUAGAGAAGAUCCGCGACAAAGCAUCCAUAAUCCCCCUGGUGGCCGGCCUGCGUCGCGACGUACUCAACCAAGUGUCGGAGGGCAUGGCUCUCGUGUGGGAGUCCUACAAGCUAGACCCCUACGUGCAGAAGCUCAGCGAAGUCGUGCUGCUCUUCCAAGAGAAGGUUGAAGAUCUCCUAGCAGUCGAGGAGCAGAUCUCUGUGGACGCACGUUCGCUCGAAACAUGCCCAUAUUCGGCUCAGAGCCUUGCCGAGAUCCUGGGGCGGCUGCAGCGCGCUAUCGACGAUCUGUCGCUGCGUCAAUACAGCAACCUGCAUCUGUGGGUGCAACGCUUGGACGAGGAGGUCGAGAAGAGCCUAGCAGCUCGUCUGCAAGCCGGUGUGGAAGCGUGGACGGCGGCUCUCCUCGGCAAGAGCAACGAGUUGGACCUAUCCAUGGACACCUAUUCCCCGGCUGAGCCUACGCACAAACCUGGCGGCGAGCCUCAGAUCGCGCGUGUAGUCCACGAGGUGCGCAUCACGAACCAGCAGAUGUACUUAUUCCCAUCUCUGGAAGAAGCUCGCUUCCAGCUCAUGCGGCAGAUGUUCGCGUGGCAGGCCGUCGUUACUAGCCAGCACCGCCUGCAGAGUACUAGAUAUCAGGUGGGCGUAGCUCGCGCCCAAACCGCGACGUACAGGAACUUGCUGACCAAGCUGCCCGGCCAGGCUGCCCCGCUCGAGAACGCCUACGACGCCAUCGAGCAGAAGAUCUCGCAGGUCCGCGAGUACGUCGACGAGUGGCUGCGUUACCAAGCUCUGUGGGACUUGCAACCCGAAACGCUGUACGGUCGUCUUGGUGAAGACAUCACUUUGUGGAUCAAGUGCCUCAACGAUAUCAAGAAAUCCCGCACUACCUUCGACACAUCCGACACCCGUCGCGAAUACGGCCCCGUAGUCAUCGACUUCGCUCGCGUACAGAGCAAGGUUGCUCUCAAAUACGACGCCUGGCACAAAGAGGUUCUCGGGAAAUUCGGCGCGUUGCUCGGAGGAGAGAUGGUGCAUUUCCAUGGACAACUAGCUAAGUCACGCUCGCAGUUGGAACAGCAGACUAUCGAGGCAGCGUCUACUAGCGAUGCCGUAUCCCUUAUUACAUACGUGCAACAGCUAAAGAGGGAGGUGCUUGCUUGGGAGAAGCAAGUUGACAUAUACAGAGAGGCGCAGCGCAUCUUGGAACGUCAAAGAUUCCAGUUCCCAGCACAGUGGUUGCAUGUUGAUAACAUCGAAGGAGAAUGGAGCGCGUUCAACGAAAUUAUGCGCAGAAAGGAUUCGUCUAUCCAGACUCAAGUCGCAUCUCUCCAACAAAAGAUCGUAGCCGAAGACAAAGCCGUCGAGACUCGUACACUAGAGUUCCUUACCGAGUGGGAGCGAAGCAAGCCCACCGAUGGCUCUACUCGCCCCGAGGACGCUCUCGCGAGACUCCAGGCUAUGGAGACGAGAUAUACUAAGCUGAAGGACGAGAGAGACAAUGUGGCUAAGGCCAAGGAGGCUUUAGAGCUGCAUGAUACAGGAAGCUCAGUGAACAACGAGCGUAUGACUGUGGCGCUAGAAGAACUGCAAGACUUGCGCGGCGUGUGGUCCUCGCUCAGCAAGAUCUGGACUCAGAUCGACGACAUCCGCGAGAAACCGUGGCUCUCCGUACAGCCUAGGAAACUCAGGCAACAGCUGGAAGCCAUGCUCAACGAGCUCAAGGAACUGCCAGCGCGUCUCCGCAUGUACGACAGCUACGAAUACGUUCGCAAACUUCUGCACUCUUACACUAAGGUCAACAUGUUGAUCGUCGAGCUUAAAUCCGACGCCUUGAAAGAGCGUCACUGGCGUCAACUCUGCCGCGCGCUGAAAGUCGACUGGUCGCUCUCUGAACUGACUCUUGGACAAGUGUGGGACGCGGACCUGCUACAUAAUGAGCACACAGUCAAGGAUGUGGUGUCUGUUGCUCAGGGAGAGAUGGCUCUUGAGGAGUUCCUCAAGCAGGUUCGCGAGUCUUGGCAGAGCUAUGAGCUAGACCUGAUCAACUACCAAAACAAGUGCAAAAUUAUCCGCGGCUGGGACGACCUGUUCAACAAAGUCAAGGAGCAUAUCAACAGCGUUGCUGCUAUGAAACUGUCGCCUUAUUAUAAGGUAUUCGAAGAAGAAGCUCUCACUUGGGAAGAAAAGCUGAACCGCAUCAACGCUCUAUUCGAUGUAUGGAUUGACGUGCAGCGUCGCUGGGUGUACCUCGAAGGCAUCUUCAGUGGCUCGGCCGACAUCAAAACGCUGUUGCCGGUUGAGACUAGCCGCUUCCAGAGCAUCAGUUCCGAGUUCCUCGGGUUGAUGAAGAAAGUGAGCAAAUCCCCGAUGGUGAUGGAUGUGCUCAACAUCCCAGGUGUACAGCGCUCGCUUGAGCGGCUGGCUGACUUGCUGGGCAAGAUCCAGAAGGCGCUUGGAGAAUACCUUGAGAGGGAGAGAAGUAGCUUCCCCAGAUUCUAUUUCGUGGGAGACGAGGACUUGCUGGAAAUCAUCGGCAACAGCAAGAACAUCGCUCGCCUGCAGAAGCACUUCAAGAAGAUGUUCGCUGGCGUCGCCGCCAUUAUUCUUAACGAGGAUAACACGGUCAUCAAUGGUAUCGCGUCCCGAGAGGGAGAAGAGGUGUACUUCCUAUCGCCAGUCUCCACAAUUGAGAACCCGAAGAUCAACUCCUGGCUAUCCAUGGUGGAGCGAGAGAUGCGCGUGACCCUGGCUUGCAGGCUCAAGGACGCCGUCGGAGACGUCAAGCAGUUCAAAGAUGGGAAUGUCGACCCGCAGAAGUUUAUUGAUUGGUGCGAUAAAUAUCAGGCCCAAAUCGUAGUCCUAGCCGCGCAGAUCCUCUGGUCCGAAGACGUGGACGCGGCCCUAUCCGCAGGCGGCGGCGAAGGCCUCAAGAAAGUCCUCACUCAUGUGGAGAACAUGCUCAACAUCCUCGCGGACUCCGUGCUGCAGGAGCAACCUCCGCUCAGGAGGAGGAAGCUGGAACACUUGAUCAACGAGUUCGUCCACAAGCGAACCGUGACGCGUCGCCUGAUCGCCUCGGAUGUGAACAGCGCGCGCUCCUUCGAGUGGCUUUGCGAGAUGCGCUUCUACUUCGACCCUAGGAACAACGAUGUCCUUCAACAACUCACCAUCCACAUGGCGAACGCUAAAUUCCUGUACGGUUUCGAGUACCUCGGCGUCCAAGACCGGCUGGUGCAGACCCCGCUGACAGACCGCUGCUAUCUGACCAUGACACAAGCUUUGGAAGCCCGUCUCGGAGGCUCGCCAUUCGGGCCGGCCGGUACCGGCAAGACUGAAUCCGUGAAGGCUCUCGGUAACCAGCUGGGUCGCUUCGUGCUGGUAUUCAAUUGCGACGAGACAUUCGACUUCCAGGCUAUGGGCCGUAUCUUCGUCGGUCUGUGCCAGGUUGGCGCAUGGGGUUGCUUCGACGAGUUCAAUCGUCUUGAGGAGAGAAUGUUGUCAGCCGUAUCACAGCAGGUGCAGACCAUCCAGGAGGCACUCAAGAGCCAUCAGGAGGGGGACAAUACUGCUAAAUCCAUAACCGUAGAGCUGGUAGGCAAGCAAGUGCGCGUCAGCCAAGACAUGGCCAUAUUCAUCACAAUGAAUCCCGGUUACGCUGGCCGCUCCAACCUGCCCGACAACUUGAAGAAACUCUUCCGCAGCUUGGCUAUGACCACACCUGAUCGGCAGCUGAUCGCUGAAGUCAUGUUGUUUAGCCAGGGCUUCAGGACUGCGGAGAAGUUGGCUUGCAAGAUUGUGCCGUUCUUCAAACUCUGCGACGAACAACUGUCGAACCAGUCUCACUACGACUUCGGUCUUCGUGCCCUCAAGUCUGUGCUCGUAUCUGCUGGUAACGUCAAGCGCGACCGCAUCCAGAAAAUCAAGGAGAACCUAAUCGAGCGUGGCACUGAAGUUCCCGACGAGGCAUCCAUCGCCGAGUCUUUGCCCGAACAGGAUAUCCUCAUACAAUCUGUCUGCGAGACCAUGGUGCCUAAGCUGGUCGCAGAAGACAUCCCGCUACUGUUCUCGCUUCUCAACGAUGUCUUCCCUAAUGUUGGGUACACCAGGGCUGAGAUGACUGGUCUGAAGAACGAGAUCCGUGCGGUUUGUGCCGAAGAGUUCCUAGUCUGUGGUGAAGGCGACGAGCAAGGCUCCACAUGGAUGGAAAAGGUACUGCAACUAUAUCAGAUCUGCAAACUGAACCAUGGUCUGAUGAUGGUCGGGCCAUCUGGCAGCGGCAAAUCUACCGCGUGGCGCGUGCUGCUCAAGGCUUUGGAAAGAUUCGAAGGCGUUGAAGGAGUAGCUCACGUGAUAGACCCGAAGGCGAUGUCAAAGGAGACGUUGUACGGUGUAUUAGACCCCAACACUCGCGAAUGGACCGACGGAUUGUUCACGCACAUUCUCAGAAAAAUCAUUGACAACGUUCGUGGCGAGAUCAACAAGCGCCAAUGGAUCAUAUUCGACGGCGAUGUGGACCCCGAGUGGGUGGAGAACUUGAACUCAGUGCUGGAUGAUAACAAGCUACUCACACUGCCCAAUGGCGAGCGUCUGUCGCUGCCACCUAAUGUCCGGGUCAUGUUUGAGGUCCAAGAUCUUAAAUAUGCUACCCUUGCUACGGUAUCGCGUUGCGGUAUGGUUUGGUUCUCUCAGGACGUACUUACCACAGAGAUGAUCUUCGAAAACUAUCUGUUGAGAUUGAGAAACAUUCCUCUGGAGGAUGGUGAAGAAGAUUCUUUCAGCAUCGUGAUGGCCGCUCCAGCUGCGGGUGGUGACCAGAAUGCCACGGAAAACAUCUUGUCUCCAGCUUUACAGACUCAACGCGACGUGGCCAUGAUUCUCCAACCCCUAUUCUUCGGCGAUGGCUUAGUUGUGAAAUGUUUCGAACGCGCCGUCUCGCUCGAUCACAUCAUGGACUUCACUCGCCAUCGCGCGCUAUCUUCCUUACACUCCAUGUUGAACCGCGGUGUUAGGAACAUUCUCGCCUACAACCGCCAGCAUCCCGACUUCCCAGUAACGAACGAACAGUUGGAAGCUUACGUGCCGAAAUGGCUUGUCUACUCCCUUCUUUGGUCCUUUGCUGGUGACGCUAAACUCAAGGAUCGAAACGAGUUGGGUGACUUUAUAAGAUCAGCAAGUACUAUGCCUUUGCCUAACUGCGGGCCAAAUCAACACAUCAUUGACUUUGAGGUGUCGAUCACCGGUGAAUGGGUGCCGUGGUCAGCCAAGGUUCCGCAGAUCGAAGUAGAGACGCAUAAGGUCGCUGCGCCCGACGUGGUAGUUCCCACGCUCGACACUGUGCGCCAUGAGGCCCUGCUGUACACCUGGCUCGCCGAACACAAGCCACUGGUACUAUGCGGCCCGCCCGGUUCCGGUAAAACCAUGACGCUAUUCUCCGCGCUUCGAGCGCUGCCCGACAUGGAGGUGGUCGGCCUUAACUUCUCGUCAGCCACUACCCCUGAACUGCUGCUGAAGACCUUCGAUCACUACUGCGAGUAUAGAAAGACUCCUAAUGGCGUUGUGUUGGCACCUGUUCAGCUGGGCAAAUGGCUGGUGUUGUUCUGUGAUGAGAUCAACUUGCCUGACAUGGACCAGUACGGCACGCAGCGCGUCAUAUCUUUCCUGAGACAGCUGCUUGAGCACAAAGGCUUCUACAGAGCGAGCGAUCAUUCUUGGGUCCACUUGGAGCGCAUACAGUUCGUAGGUGCUUGCAACCCGCCGACUGACCCGGGCCGUAAGCCGCUCUCACACCGACUGCUGCGGCAUGUACCCGUCAUCUAUGUGGACUACCCUGGAGAGACCUCACUCGAACAGAUUUACGGAACUUUCACCCGAGCCAUGCUCCGCAUGCAGCCCGCUCUUCGCGGUUACGCUGAACCGUUGACUCAAGCCAUGGUGAAACUAUACCUGGCUUCACAAGAACGCUUCACACAAGACAUGCAACCGCACUACGUAUACUCGCCUAGAGAAAUGACCAGAUGGGUGCGAGGCAUCUGUGAGGCUAUCAGACCCCUUGACAACUUGAACGUGGAAGGCCUAGUAAGACUGUGGGCGCACGAGGCUCUCCGUCUCUUCCAAGAUCGAUUGGUUGAGGAGACCGAAAGGCAAUGGACCGAUGAGAACAUCGACACUGUUGCCAUGAGAUUCUUCCCAGGUAUCAACCGCGAGCAAGCAUUGGCGCGUCCAAUCCUGUACAGCAACUGGCUCAGCAAGGAUUACGUACCAGUCGAGAGGGAUCAACUGCGUGAAUACGUCAAGGCCCGACUGAAGGUGUUCUACGAAGAAGAGUUAGACGUACCUCUCGUCCUCUUCGAUGAAGUAUUGGACCACGUUCUGCGUAUCGACCGUAUCUUCCGUCAGCCGCAAGGGCACUUGCUGCUCAUUGGAGUCUCCGGCGCUGGCAAGACAACCCUCAGUCGCUUCGUCGCUUGGAUGAACGGGCUUAGCAUCUUCCAGAUCAAGGUGCACAAUAAAUACACGGGAGCGGACUUCGACGAGGACCUUCGUUCAGUGCUCCGCCGCGCCGGCUGUCGCGACGAAAAGGUUGCCUUCAUUCUGGACGAGUCUAACGUGCUAGACAGCGGCUUCUUAGAGCGUAUGAACACAUUGCUCGCUAACGGAGAGGUGCCCGGUUUGUUCGAAGGCGACGAGUUCGCGGCGCUCAUGACUCAGUGCAAGGAGGGCGCGCAGCGAGAGGGCUUGAUGCUCGACUCCAACGACGAACUCUACAAGUGGUUCACUGGACAAGUGAUGCGCAACUUGCACGUAGUGUUCACGAUGAAUCCUUCCUCGGAGGGUCUGAAGGACCGCGCGGCGACCUCGCCUGCGCUAUUCAACCGCUGUGUGCUCAACUGGUUCGGAGACUGGAGCGAUGGAGCUCUGUUCCAGAGUUGUAUAAGUACUGAAGGCAGUCUGGUACCCGUCUACGACAUAAACUGCAUUCCACAUUACCUCGACUUCAUCCAACAAAUGGUGAAAUUGUACGCCGAAAAACGAGCGGACUUGGAAGAGCAGCAGCUCCAUCUGAACGUGGGUCUCGGCAAAAUUGCAGAAACCGUGGAACAGGUCGAAGAAAUGCAGAAGAGUCUAGCUGUCAAGUCGCAGGAAUUACAACAAAAGAACGAAGCCGCCAACGCCAAGCUGCGGCAAAUGGUUAAGGACCAACAAGAAGCCGAGAAAAAGAAAGUCGAGAGCCAGGAAAUUCAGGUCGCUCUAGAGAAGCAAACCAAGGAGAUCGAAGCGAAACGCCGCGACGUCAUGGCCGACCUGGCGCAGGUCGAGCCCGCCGUCAUCGAGGCGCAAAACGCUGUCAAGUCGAUAAAGAAGCAGCACUUGGUGGAAGUGCGGUCUAUGGGCAACCCGCCGGCGAUCGUGAAGGUGGCCCUAGAGUCUAUUUGCCUGCUCCUGGGCGAGAACGCGACUGAUUGGAAGGCCAUCCGAGCAGUGAUUAUGCGCGAGAACUUCAUCAACAGCAUCGUCUCCAACUUCUCUACUGAGGACAUAACUGACGAUGUGCGCGAGAAGAUGAGGACCAGGUACUUGAGCAACCCGGACUACAACUUCGAGAAGGUCAACCGGGCCAGUAUGGCUUGCGGGCCUAUGGUCAAAUGGGCUAUCGCUCAGAUCGAAUACGCGGACAUGUUGAAACGCGUGGAGCCACUCCGUAAUGAACUCCGCGCUCUCGAAGAGCAAGCUCAAACUAACGUGACGGCGGGCGACGAAGUGCGUGAGCUGAUCGCACAACUGGAGAAGUCUAUCGCGAGCUAUAAGGAAGAAUAUGCUCAGCUCAUUAGUCAGGCGCAGGCUAUCAAGACUGAUCUUGAGAACGUGCAGGCCAAGGUCGACAGAUCUAUCGCCCUCCUGAAGAGUCUCGUAAUUGAGCGCGAGCGCUGGGAGGCGAGCUCCGAAACGUUCCGCUCACAAAUGAGCACCAUUGUAGGAGACGUACUACUCUCCGCUGCCUUUAUCGCUUAUGGCGGUUACUUCGAUCAACAUUACCGUCAAAAUCUGUUCUCAACAUGGACCGCCCACCUCGCCGCGGCGAACAUCAAGUACCGCGCGGACAUCGCUCGCACCGAAUAUCUCAGCAACCCUGACGAGCGCCUGCGCUGGCAGGCCAACGCUCUGCCCACGGACGAGCUGUGUGUCGAAAACGCCAUCAUGCUGAAGCGCUUCAACCGUUACCCACUCAUCAUCGAUCCGUCAGGCCAAGCGACGGAGUUCAUCAUGCGCGAAUUCAGAGAACGCAAGAUCACAAAGACGUCUUUCCUUGACGAUUCCUUCCGCAAGAACCUCGAGUCGGCGCUGCGUUUCGGCAACCCACUGCUUGUGCAGGAUGUGGAGAAUUACGACCCGAUCUUGAACCCGGUGCUGAACCGGGAGCUGCGUCGCACGGGCGGUCGCGUGCUCAUCACGCUUGGGGACCAGGAUAUCGAUCUCAGCCCCUCGUUUGUCAUCUUCCUCUCCACAAGGGACCCAACGGUGGAGUUCCCGCCAGACAUGUGCUCGCGAGUGACAUUCGUCAACUUCACUGUGACUCGCUCCUCCCUGCAGUCCCAGUGUCUGCACCGCGUGCUCAAGGCUGAACGUCCCGACAUUGACACUAAGCGUUCCGACCUGCUCAAACUUCAAGGUGAAUUCCACCUACGUCUGCGUCAGCUGGAGAAGUCUCUCCUGCAAGCGCUCAACGACGCUAAGGGCAAGAUUUUGGACGACGAUUCUGUCAUCGCUACGCUUGAGACGCUCAAGAAAGAGGCCGACGACAUCGGACAAAAGGUUGAAGAAACUGACAAAGUCAUCGCUGAAAUCGAGACUGUCAGCCAGCAGUACCUACCUCUGUCUCAAGCAUGCAGCAGCAUCUACUUCACGAUGGAGUCGCUGAACCAAGUCCACUUCCUGUACCAAUACUCGUUGAAGAUGUUCCUGGACAUCUUCAGCUCUGUACUGGUGUGUCCGCUGCUCAACGGCGUGUCGGACUAUACUGCCCGGCUCAGCAUCAUCACUGAGGAGCUGUUCACGGUGGUGUACGAGCGCGUAGCCCGCGGCAUGCUUCACACGGACCGCCUCACAUUCGCUCUCCUACUCUGCCGCAUCCAUCUGAAGGGAACUGGAGCAGAAGACACUCUAGACCAGCCCUUCGCUACAUUCCUGCGAGGCAAGGAGGGCUUCGUGUCACACUGCGCGCCGCUCGAGCCACUCACGCAGCAUCAACAUGAUGCCGCUGCAAGACUUAGCUCUAGGCUGGUGGCGUUCCGUCGGCUGCUGGAGAAGGCGGGCGAGCUGCCCGAGCUGGCGGCGUGGCUGGCGCAGGCGGCGCCGGAGCAGUGCGUGCCGACGCUGUGGGACGCCAGCCCCAGCGCGCCGCCGCCGCCGCACGCGCUCGCCAUGUACCGCCUGCUGCUCAUACAGGCGUUCCGCCCGGACCGCGUGAUCGCAGCAGCCACUCAACUGGUCGCGGCAGUGCUAGGCGCUGGAUUCAUGGCUAAAGCUGAAACGGAGUUCGACCUCGCCUCCAUCACCGAGCACCAACUUAAUGCCACCACGCCCGCGCUGCUAUGCUCCGUGCCAGGAUACGAUGCCAGCGGUCGUGUGGACGAUAUGGCGACGGAGUUGAAUAAACCGCUGUCGAGCAUCGCCAUCGGCUCUGCAGAAGGUUUCAACCAGGCUGAGCGUGCCAUCAACACCGCUUGCAAGACUGGCCGAUGGGUGAUGCUAAAGAACGUACACCUCGCUCCUGUGUGGCUCGUGCAGCUCGAGAAGAAACUCCACUCCCUGCAGCCCCAUCCCAACUUCAGGCUGUUCCUCACCACCGAGAUCAGUCCCAAACUGCCAGUCAACCUGCUGAGGGCCGGUCGAGUACUCGUGUUCGAGCCCCCACCAGGCAUCCGGGCUAAUCUGCUGAGGACCUUCGCCACGGUCCCUGCUGCCCGCAUGAUGAAGCCUCCUUCAGAACGCGCGCGUCUAUACUUCUUACUGGCUUGGUUCCAUGGCAUCGUCCAAGAGCGUCUUCGCUACGUGCCUCUGGGCUGGGCCAAGUACUACGAGUUCAAUGAGUCCGACCUUCGCGUGGCUUGCGACACGCUCGACACCUGGAUUGAUGCCACAGCUAUGGGCCGCACCAACCUGCCUCCAGAGAAGGUUCCAUGGGAGGCGCUAGUGACGCUCCUCUCGCAGUGCAUCUACGGAGGCAAGAUCGACAACUUGUUCGACCAACGGUUACUGCAUUCGUUCUUGUGCAAGUUGUUCACGCCGAGGUCGUUCGAGGCUGACUUCGCGCUGGUCGCUAAUGUUGAUGGGGCAAGCGGUAACCAGAGGCACAUCACUAUGCCUGACGGAAACCGUCGCGACCACUUCCUCAAGUGGAUCGAAGAGCUGUCCGACAGGCAGACUCCGUCCUGGCUUGGAUUGCCUAACAACGCUGAAAAGGUGUUGCUGACGACGGAAGGCAGCGACCUGGUGUCGAAGCUGCUAAAGAUGCAGCAGUUGGAGGACGAGGAGGAGCUCGCCUACAACGCGGCGACGCAGGACGACAAUGCGUUGGUAAUCGAGGGAGAUGGCCGCCCGGCUUGGAUGAAGUCCCUUCACCAGACGGCUACUGGAUGGCUGCAGCUCCUGCCUGAGAAAUUACCGACACUGCGCCGUACGGUAGAGAACAUCAAAGAUCCGCUGUACCGCUUCUUCGAGCGCGAGGUCGCCGCCGGCGCUUCGCUGUUGGCUCAAGUGCACCACGACCUCAGGAACGUGCUCGCUAUCUGUCAGGGCGAGAUGAAACAAACAAACGAGACGCGCUCCAUGGUAGGCGCGCUCGUCCGCGGCAUGCUGCCGGCCGCGUGGAAGCGCUACGCGGUCGCGCGCGGCUGCACCGUGCGGCAGUGGGUGGGCGACUUUGCGCGCCGCGUGCAACAACUCGCUGCUGUCUCCGAGUGUGUGGCCGCCGACGCUGGAGCCAGACGACUACAGAGCAUUCCUGUAUGGCUUGGAGGUCUCCUAAACCCGGAGGCGUAUAUCACGGCCACCCGUCAGUGCGUGGCGCAGGCUAACUCUUGGUCGCUUGAAGAACUGCAUCUACAGGUGACUAUUCCGGAACCGGGCACAGAAGCCACGGACGCGACCGAAUGGUCGUUCCAAGUGACCGGGCUCAAGCUUCAGGGCGCAACGGUGAAGGGCAACCGGCUGCUACUCACCAACACCAUCAUGGUCGACCUGCCUCUUACUGUGCUCACGUGGAUACGCGGACCGGAGAGCAGCACGGCAGCCGCGGGCGGGCAGGCGCUCACUCUCCCCGUGUACCUGAACAGCGCGCGCUCCGAGCUGCUGUUCACCGUGCGCCUGCCCAUCGCGCCCGGCCAGGAGCCGCACGCCUUCUACGAGCGCGGCGUAGCUCUACUCACAUCCACGGCACUCAACUAGAUCCUUCACAACAUGUCUCGGGACGUCGCUUGAGCGAACCCAUAAGGCCGAUAACAUGUCAUUGUUGACUGGCCUCUUAUCUCGAGCAAAAAGUUGGUGCCUGGCAAAGCUUCCAUGUGAAAACAAACUUCGUCAUUCGUCUUUAUAAACUAUGACAAAGAAUACUUCUGUAAACUAUCGGAAACACUGAAUAGACUAGUAAACUAUAGUUAACUUGUAGUAGGCCAGUUUUCUGAUAUCAAAUAUCUAUUCUAACCGGGGUCGUCCUACCCUAAUAGUGUCUCGAGACAUGUGCAUAACGCAGCUGUUAGUAAAAUUAAAAGAUUAUAAUGAGUUGAUUUAUAACCUUGAUAAAGUAUUAAAGAAACCCAGAUCUUGUUAUCCAGAGUAUUGUAUGAAAACUCAGCUUUGCUCUAAGCACUAAUGGUAUUUAUGUAUUUAAGCUUACACGCAUAUUUAUUCUGGUAAUAAAUUGUAAUCACUAUAAAUGCAAAUAAAAAUUAUAAUAAAA